Messenger RNA from Engraulis encrasicolus (European anchovy), 1778 nucleotides. RefSeq names its product ring finger protein 152 (gene rnf152). Gene Ontology annotation, molecular function: ubiquitin protein ligase activity. Lineage: Eukaryota; Metazoa; Chordata; Actinopteri; Clupeiformes; Engraulidae. The transcript is spliced from 2 exons. The record is from RefSeq and is a predicted model, not a curated record. Gene Ontology annotation, biological process: protein ubiquitination. The coding region runs from base 357 to 968 and encodes 203 amino acids.
UCUGGAGAGGGGUGUGUCAAGGAGACGCAGUGCUCUACUCAGCUGUCAAAACAUUCUCCAGACACUGGAGGAAGACUCAUGAGGAAUAAACUUGACAUUGUAGUAUUUCAUCUAAUUAAAAGAUCCAUUGAACCCAAAUCAAUAAUGAGUCUCACCGCGAGCAUGACGCGGUGAUGGAUCACCACUUGACAGUGUUGGGCUGAUCCAUUGUCUCACUCCAUGACUCCAUGCACUUCAUCAUCAUGUGGCCACAGCUCUAAGUUCACACCCUGUGACCUGCUUCAAGAACUACCCGACCACCACCACCACCACCACCCCACACUCCCAUUUCGCACUCUGUCUUACCUGCAGCCCAGAUGGCCAACCGGGGCCCCGAUUCCCACCUGGAGUGCCAGAUAUGCUUCCAUCCCUACAGCAGGCAGCGCCGGCCCAAACUGCUGGGCUGCGGCCACACCUGUUGCUCUGUCUGCCUACGGCGCAUGUGUGGGAGCCAGUGCACCCUGGCCUGCCCGUGGUGCCGGGCCCUCACCAGCUUCCCCGAGGGCCUCUUGGUCUCACAGCUCCCAGACGAUCCCCAGGCCCUCGGCUUCCUAGCCCCACGCAUGCCCGUUUUCAUGUGCUUGCCUGACGAUGGCUGCUACCUGCUGCCCAUGGCAGUGGAGGAUGAACCUCCUCCUCCUCCUCCUCCUCCUUCUUCUCCGUUGCCAGGGGAACUUGCCACUUGCCUCAUGAGCCCCGGGCAGAAGAGGGUUUCUGUGGUGACAGUGGCGGAGGGGACGAUGAUGGAUUUGGAGGUGGGUGGGGGGAGGGUACGGGAUCAGACAGAUCAGCAGGCACUGAAGCAGUCGUGUUGGACGAAGGUUUGCACGGCCAUCCUGGUUUUUGUCAUACUACUGUUGCUCUUGGGGAUCAUUUUGCAAAAUAUCACUUGUGUCUCCAGGCCCUUCACUAUAAUAUCAUGUGGAUGAAUGUGUAAAUUAAGGUAAUGUAUUGAUAUUCCACUGAUAUACUGUACUACUGUAGAAAUGCUGUCAAAUAAAUGAUGGGAAACAAAUCACAGGGCAUUUAGGUGACAAUGGAACUUUCUUAUUUACAGUACUGUAGUUAGUUACUAUACAUUCCUGAUUCAUGUUCAUGCAAUGAGAGAUUGAACUCACUGGGUGGUAUGAACAAUGAUGUAUGCAUAUGUCUUUGUCUUAAAAAUCUACCUGAGAAUUUACUUGAAACUGUCUAACCCUUUAAGCAAAGAAGCUGUCAUAUAGAGUUUUUUCUGUUCUCUAAUCGAAAAACACCUGAUCAUUCUGUGUGUAUUUUUGUAACCCUUUAUUUAAAAAUAUGCAGUUGUUUGUUGAAUAUACCAAUGAGUAAAACGUGAAAAAGAAUACAUGUGUAAAUGCUCAUAAAACUGUGAAAGUGAAAUUGUCACUGAAAUGUUUUUGUCUGUUUUGAGUUUAAGAUACGCUAUCCAUUUUGGGGGAAUACAGUAGAAUCUGGCACAAUGAUUUUUAUACAGAGAUGUAUUUAAUUCCAGGGGAUGGUAUGAUGAUUUAUAAAAAACAUUGCAUUUAGUUGUUUUGGACUUGAUUAUUUACCCCAGCCAUCAACACAAUUUAUGAACCAAUCUUAAUAUUUGACACAUUUUUGUGAGUUUAAAGUUUGUGAGUAUAUGAUAAAAAAACAACAAGUGGUCUAUUUUCAGUCUCAUCACUGAACAAGCAGCAGCCCAUAAAUGGAUUACCUGGGCAUCUUGAUAAUAUGAAAUAUAGGCCUAACUUGGG